Molecule: messenger RNA, 1778 nt
Organism: Drosophila novamexicana
Lineage: Eukaryota; Metazoa; Arthropoda; Insecta; Diptera; Drosophilidae
Product: protein panoramix
Exons: 1
Coding region: 39-1670 (543 amino acids)
Source: RefSeq, a predicted model, not a curated record
CACUGAAUAUUGCAUCUUUUAUUUGGGUUGCCAAUAAUAUGGAAGAUGCAAUUCGUGUUAAAAACGAAAUAGAAGCCGCUUACACGGAUGUGAAAUGCGAGAAAUCGCUACCCAAAGACGAUGAGAAUGAGUGCACUCCGCUGCGUGACGAAGGCGGCCCCUCGCCGGACCAAGCCGCAGUCACCGAAACUUCAGCAGCAGGUUGGGGAAGCGAUGAUGAGGAUCAGAUGGCGAUGCCGCCUGCGCCGUCACCACCGUCACUUGAUCAGGAAAUGAGCAUAAAGCUAAGUCCGACCAAUGAAUAUGACCAAACCCCAUUAAGAGUGUCAGCCACAGACCGAGCCCAGCCCACAGAGCCUCAACGAGAAUCUCAAACGAAUGGCAGCUUUCCGGAUGUGCCGGACAACUAUUUUGAUGAUCUAUUAACAGAUCCACUGGAGCCGCGCCUUCCGCACGAUGUGACCGUCAAGAAGGAGGAACGCCGUGAAUUGCAAUUGGGUUUCCUCGAUGUCCUGUCAGAGACGGACUUCGAAGGCGUAACAGGUGCAUAUAGCCAAGUGAAUCAAUUAAAUGAUAUGGAUCUGGAGCCACCACCGAUGCCACAACAGCCAAGUAUUCCAGUCAGCGAAGAAGAGAGAGAGUUGCAGCUACGUAUCGAGGAGCGGCGCAGGGAGCUGGAACAUUUGGAGCGUUCAACUGCCGAGAAAAAAAGAAAAAAACACAAAAAGGAGAAAAAGCACGAGAGCCAUAAAAAGCGACGUCGCAGUCAUAGUGGCAGUCCACAAAAAAGUCGCAAGGAACGACGCACAGUGGAGCCUGGCAGAUCCAAUGGAUCGCGGCACAGUACUGCGCCCGUCAUAAAAACGGAACCCGAGCAACUCGACUUUGUGCCCGUACAUGCCGACGAAAAGAGCGUCAAGGUGGUUAAUAUAAACAAAUUAAUGCAACCAGCAGCAGCAGCAGAUGCUGGACCGCCGCCGACUACUCGGGAGAAGCGCCGGCUGGCCGUGGAGCGCGCGAAAAGUGUGCUUAAUCUUAUGCGUUUAAAGGCGUCAAAGGCACCGGAGACCGUGUUCCUUGUGGUUGACACCAUCAGGAAGCUGCCCAGCCGUGCAUCAUAUAUGAACAGUGACCUCUUCAUGAAUCCCUCGCCGCUGUGUAACAAUUUUAAUGUUACGUACAAGUUCAAUUCGACGUCCGCAUCGAACAUCAAUUUGAGCAAAUGGGGCUUGGAACGCUUGCCAGAGACGACAGCUGCAUUGUUGCGCCUCACCGGCAUCGAUGUGGCGCGUUUGAUGGAGCUAAAGGAGAAUCCAAAGAUGGCGCUGCACAAGCUCAGAUCCACGCAGCAGGCAGAGAAUGGAGCGGAAGACGAGUGCCUAUCCACGGGCCUGUAUAAGAGUGUAUCGACUCAAACAGACGCGCGACUUAGCAACCGUAGCCGGGAUGUUGGUGUUCAGGCAAUGCCGGCUGCGCCACGGGGCGUCUAUUGGCUGGAUCCCCGCUUCGACCAGGCGGACCUAACGCAGCAGCACACAAACGUAUUGCUGGCAUUGAAGGAACUCUGCGCAACAAAUCCUAGCUCCUCAUCCUGGGCCGAUAAGCUAUUUCGGGAGCUGCGUCACGCUCUGGCCAUCAAGCGCGCUGAAGUUAAGGAAGUGGGCCACUAACAUAAAGAUUCCUGCACUGUUGUGCCAACCAAAAACCAUUAAAUGGUCUCAAACCAAAUCGAAUUUGUAGUUGAUAAUCGACUUAAUAUAGAUAUAUAUUUAAAAGCA